UUCUGCGCAUGCGUACACCGCACUACGGCCCAAAGGCGUUGGUGUCCGUCCGAAGAUGCGUUGCAGUCCGGCAGCAUCAGUACCAGCUGCGCGGUGCCGGUAAAGGAGCCGAAUAACGGAGGAGUCUAACCCGGUGUCUGAUGUUCGGUGGUUCCGAGCGAAGCGAUGGGAGAGCAGAAGGAAUCUCUGCGUAAGAUAACGCACACGCUGGCCAUGAAGAACGAAGAGAUAUCAAACUUUGUGUGCUCAGUGAAACAGAACCUGAACAACUUGGAGACAAACUCCAGCCGAGUCCAGGAGGACCUGGAGACCGAGUUCAUGUCGCUCCACUCGGUCCUGGACGAGAUGAAGGACAACAUGCUGACGCGUAUCAAACAGGAGCGGGCCAGCCGGACCUACGAGCUGCAGAGUCAGCUGAGCGCCUGCUCCAAAGCCCUGGAGAGCUCAGAGGAGCUGCUGGAGCUGGCCAAUCAGACGCUGUGCUCCUCUGAGACGGAGGGCUUCAAUCAGGCGGCCAAAGACAUUAAGGAUAGUGUGACGAUGGCUCCGGCCUUUCGCCUCUCCCUGAAGGCUAAAGCCAGCGACAACAUGAGUCACUUGAUGGUGGAUUUCAGCCAGGAGAGGGAGCUGUUGCAGGCCCUCAAGUUCCUCCCAGUUCCCUCCACUCCUGAGAUCCAGGUCUCAGAGUGCCAAGUGUGCGACAACACUGUGACUGUAGUCUGGACCUUACCAGAACCAGAUAGCAAGAUAGACCACUACAUCCUGGAGCACCGGCGCACUAACCACGAGGGUCCGCCGCGCAUCAGAGAGGACUUCCCCUGGAUGGUGGUGGAGGGGAUACGAGAGCUGGAGCUCACACUCACCGGUCUCCGCUUUGACACCCGCUACAUCACGUUCAGAGUGAGAGCGUGCAACAAGGCCGUGGCAGGAGAGUUCUCAGAACCCGUCACACUAGAAACCCACGCCUUCACGUUCAAACUGGACGCUGCUUCGUCCCACCAGAACCUGAAGGUGGAGGACUUGAGUGUGGAGUGGGACGGCAGUGGAGGAAAGAUACAGGACAUCCGCAAGGAGAAGACUCGAACCAACUCACCAAUGCAUUCUCCAGCCAGGUCGGCACUGAUGUCACCGAAAAGAGCGCCGACAGCCCGGCCCGGCAGAGACCGGUUUACUGCAGAGUCCUACACAGUGCUGGCUGACACGAUGAUUGAUGCUGGCCAGCAUUACUGGGAGGUUCGGUUUGACAAGGAGAGCAAGGCCUUCGCUGUGGGCGUCGCUCUGCGGAGCCUCGGGCGCUUCGACCAGCUGGGGAAGAGCAGCGCUUCCUGGUGCAUCCACCUGAACAACUGGCUGCAGCAAAGCCUCACAGCAAAGCACAACAACAAGGCUCGGACGCUGGACUGUACCAUCCCCAGCAGUAUAGGGGUGUACAUCCACUAUGACGAAGGUGUUCUGUCUUUCUACAACUCCAAAACUAAACAACUGAUGCACACCUUUAAAACCAAGUUCCAGCAGCCGGUUAUACCAGCUUUCAUGGUGUGGAACGGCAGUUUUUCAGUGGUGACGGGCCUUCAGGUUCCCAGCGCAGUGCAGAGCGGCCAGAGGAAAAACAGCGGCACCAGCAGCUCCAACGCCAGCCUCAACUAGAGCUGGGGGGGGGGGGGGCACAUUCAUUGUAUCAUAUCUCUGCAGCUUAUUGGCUUGGCCUGUUCCCCCACCCUGUUACCUAAAUAUUUGGGAACAAGUGAGUCACCUGACUGACAGAGCUCUUCACAUUACGACACAUUAGCUGUAGACUAGUUCCUCCUCUCAUGUCAUUUGAGAGCUGCUGCUGCUGCUGCUAGAGCAAAGACUUCUUCCCUCCCUCCAUCUCUUUCCCUCCCUUCUUCCCUAUCCUCUUUCCCUCAAUUCGGCCCUUGUUCCUUCCCUUAUUCCUUGAUGCUUUCCUUCCUCUACUUCCUUCCCUCACUCUUUCCAUAAGUGGUACCGUCAAUGCACACAGCUUCAUGUGCCUUUUCCUUUUUCUCCGAUCCAACACUGGAAACAACCUUAGUGACGCUUUCUACAACGGCCAUGUCUAUGAUCAGGGUUAUAAUCAUACUUAGAACAGUGCUUUUACAGAUAUUAUAUAGGUAUUGGUUUUUGAAAAUUAUAUAACAGACUUGUGGAUCAUAACUGAACGCUCUCCCUAUUUCAAUUAAAACAAUGCGUCAACAUAACAUGGUUCCUAUUGGUAGUUUUAAUUAUCACCAACUCUACCAGUCAGACUGUUUGACCCAAAUAAGCUCCUGUUCCAACACAGACGGAAUAGGACGUAGUUCUAUUGAUCAGGAUAUUUUUCAACUGGACUUCAGUGAUGCCUCACAACACAUGUUAGGGAUGUCGUGUUCCGUUUCUUGCAGACUCAACAGUGUUAACUGCAUCAGACUCUUUGUAGUCACUGGUUUUCUUUGGAGUUCAACAUGACUGAAGAACGUUAGAAGGGAGCUUCUAUCAGCUUUAUGUAGAGAAAUCAUCAGAUUAUGGCUUCUGUAUUCUUCAAAUUCACCUGACUGCACCGUCAUUGGUUAAUAUGAUAACUUCUCCUCCUGGAUAACUAGCCUGCAAUGCUUUACAGUACAUUUAUGGUAACUUUGUUUUUCACAGUGACACAGACUCACAAUAUUGUAAAUAGUUUUAAUUUUUCCACUAUAAUGCAUCAGGCAUUGAGGUAAAAAUGAGUGAGAGCACUUUGUUGUUACAUUUCUGCUUCAAUGAUCAAUAAAACAAAGUCAGAAACGAA
This is a messenger RNA of Pungitius pungitius (ninespine stickleback), 2782 nucleotides long. RefSeq names its product fibronectin type III and SPRY domain containing 1 (gene fsd1). Bases 166 to 1647 code for a protein of 493 amino acids. The record is from RefSeq and is a predicted model, not a curated record. Gene Ontology annotation, biological process: regulation of mitotic spindle organization; regulation of cell division. NCBI's taxonomy places the organism in Eukaryota, Metazoa, Chordata, Actinopteri, Perciformes, Gasterosteidae. The transcript has 13 exons. Gene Ontology annotation, cellular component: microtubule. Gene Ontology annotation, molecular function: microtubule binding.